Camellia sinensis is the source of this 639-nucleotide messenger RNA. RefSeq names its product late embryogenesis abundant protein At1g64065. NCBI's taxonomy places the organism in Eukaryota, Viridiplantae, Streptophyta, Magnoliopsida, Ericales, Theaceae. The record is from RefSeq and is a predicted model, not a curated record.
AUGGAACAGAUCAAGCCCUUAGCUCCCUCAUCUCACCGGAUCAUCUUUGAAGACGAUCACGCCAUCUCCACGGAGUUGAAGAAGCACCGCAGCCUCAAAUUCAUCAAGUGUUGUGGCUGCAUCGUGGCCCUCGUGUUAAUCCUAUCUGUCACCCUCUUAGUGCUCAUUUUUACCGUGUUAAAAGUCAAAGAACCCGAGAUGAAAAUGAACUCCAUGAUGGUGCAAGGUUUGGAUCGUGUUAAUCCUACCACAAACUUAACAGUCAUAGUUGAUGUGUCGGUAAAAAACCCAAAUGUGGCCUCCUUCAAAUUUACUAACUCCACCACAAGCAUUUACUAUGGCGGCAUGGUCGUGGGGGAGGGAAGGAAUCCUCCGGGCAUUGCUAAGGCUAGGAGGACGCUUCGAAUGAAUGUCACGAUUGAUGUGAUACUAGAAAAAGUGGUGGGUGUUGAGAGAUUUAGCAGCGAUUGGAGUUCGAGAACAUUGCUUAUGAGUAGCUACACCAUGGUCGAUGGAAGGGUGAAGAUAAUUGGAGUAUUCAAGAAGCAUGUUGUGGUGAAGAUGAACUGUACCAUGACUGUUAACAUAACAAGCAGGGGGAUUCAAGAUCAAAAUUGCAAGCAUAGUGUUUUGCUCUAG